UUCAAAAAUAAUAAUAAAAUAAUUGUACAUUCUUAAAGUGUUUACCUGAAAAAGCGUCCUUCUUGAAGUUCGCGCGUGACUCUUCACAAGUUGUGGUCGUGUUACCAUAGCAACCACCGGAAAGAGCUCAAUCAACGACUUCGAAAAGUAACCAAAAAAACGAUUGGAAUUAUUAACAAGAGUCUGCCUUAAAACUUGAACACUGCGUGAGUAUUUGACUUAAUGAAUCAACUCUGAAACUCCCCGAGGAGAACAUUUCACAGUUCGUUUUUACACGAAGCCGUGUGAACUAUCUAUCAGUGUUCAUUAAUGGCGUCCUUGUUAUGUGUUCGAGUGUAUGAUGGCAGCCAUGAAGUUCCGUGACAGGAAUGACACUCUCGUUGAUGUCAUGAAGGACCGACAGGAGCAACAACAUCUAGUGGGGAUACUACAGGAGCGGAAACAGAAGUUGGAGAGUUUGCAAAUGCGUGAAGUGGAGCUGCUCAAGGAAGCAAAGAAGGCCAAAGAUCUACUGUCAAGCUUUAAUACCUUUCCAAAGGAGCAAGAUGCUGAUGAAAACAUGAAGAAAGCUGAGAAGGAGAGGAAAGAAGCAAGUGAGAAAGAGACUGAGGUAAAGAUGCUACAGGAGGAGUAUGCCCACCUGCAGCACAGGAAACAGCAGCUCCUGCAUCACAUGCACAGAGACACUGUGUAUAAGAACUUCAUGAAGCAGGUGGUGAAAAUAACACAGUUUGAAGACGAGGCAUCUCUCGCAGGUCAGCUGGAGAGUCUUCUCCGCAUCCGAGAACAGCUCUGUGAGAAGCAGAGGCAAGACGAGGAGCAGGUGGACCACCAGAGGAAAACCCUGCUAGCUUUUAACAGCCAGCAUCACUUGAUGCUUCUGCACAACAGCAACCAGCUGUCACAGCUUCAUCGCAAACUGGAGAGGGCCCAACCUGAAGUGGAACACUGGGAGACAAUGUGGAAACAUAUCCAGGACACAGCAGCCAAGGAAACGCUCCUGCUGGGCUUGAUCAAGAUGGCGACGCUCAACCUCUAUGAGUCGACAGGCGGCGACGUGGAGGGAGAAAAAGGUGUGGCUCUGGGUGACACUGAGACACAACUGGACAAGAUCAAGAUGUUCAUCCAGGACCACAAAGACAUUGUGAAAUUACACCAAAGUACCACACAUAGCAACAACACAGAACAUAACACUGUAACUUUAUGAAAACAUUAUUGUGACUGUAUUUUAUUUUGACAUUACAUCUAAGUUAUUGUGCCUCCAUAGGUUUUCCAAUAUAAAGUGAAAACAGUGUACUUGUAUGGAAGUAGAAUUGUCUCACUUAUAUCAACUUAUACAUAUCGAUAUUAUAUUAAUACAUAUGCAUAUAUUAAUAAAUAUACAAAUACAAAUCUGAUAUGCAAAAAAAUAAUUUGUAUAAAUAUAUUUUUGAGAUUUGACAAUAUAUACAAAUAAAAUGUAUAAACAUAAAAAUGUGACAUACAAAUAAAUCAAGAAUUUGUAUAAAUAAACGUGUAUUUGUAAAUAUAUUUUUGAGAUUUGAAUAUAAAUAUGCUUGAUCUUGUAUUUGUAUUGAAUUUGCAUUUGUGGAUCGCUUUUUUGCUUUUGUGUCUAUGAGACAUUUCUACCACAAACCAGAUGCAAAAAUAAAAUGUGACCUACAAAUUCCCCUGAACAACCAGCCACACUUUGCACUGAUAAGAGAUCAGUAUCUACAUCGGGACAAGGUCAUUAAACGGCAUUGAUACAAUAAAAUAAGCAGCUAGCACGGUCUUCCAGAUUAACUGGAUAAAUUAGCAUUAGCUAAUAGAACGCUAACGUUAGCUAGCUCAGGCUCGUUGUGCGUUCUCUCUGUAAAGACAUGGAUUGUUUUUGUGCAGAGAACUCCGGGCAUUUUGCAUAUAAUGCAUAUAAUGCUCUGUGACCCAGACCGCUCUGGCUGCAGUGCCCUCUGCUGGUUGCUAAGGGGAGUGUGUAGGUCACAUUUAUUUGUGCAUCUGGUUUGUGGUAGAAAUGUCUCAUCGACACAAAAGCAAAACAGCCAUCCACAUAUGCAAAUUCAAUACAAAUACAAAUACAAAAUCAAGCAUAUUUAUAUUCAAAUCUCAAAAAUGUAUUUACAAAUACACGUUUAUUUAUACAAAUUCUUGACUUAUUUGUAUGUCACAUUUGUAUUUGUAUCAUUUUUAUAUUUAUAAAUUGUAUUUGUAUAUAUUUUCAAAUCUCAAAAAUAUAUUUACAAAUAUGCAUUUAUUUAUACAAAUUAUUUAUUUAUUUGUAUAUCACAUUUGUAUUUGUAUAUUUAUUAAUAUAUGCAUAUGUAUUAAUAUCAUAUUGAUAUAUAUAAG
This is a messenger RNA of Nerophis lumbriciformis (worm pipefish), 2349 nucleotides long. It is a transcript of the gene cfap73, whose product is annotated as cilia and flagella associated protein 73. The record is from RefSeq and is a predicted model, not a curated record. Lineage: Eukaryota; Metazoa; Chordata; Actinopteri; Syngnathiformes; Syngnathidae.